AAUAUUUAUCAGAUGUUUGUUUUGGGUCAGAAAAGAAGUUAGCGAUGGUUGAUUCUCUACUAGUCAUGCUCCUUACUUUAUUAGAUGACUGUCUAGACAGUAGGAGGUCGUGGACACGGUUCUGAGGACACAUUGGCUAAACUUUCUAACAUUUACAAGCAUACGAGUUCCUUAUUAACCAUGAUCGACUGGAGUCUACUGCUUCUGCUGAUCCUUCAUCCAGCACUUAUCUGUGUCGCUGAAACUCCAAUAUCGAUCCUGGGACACUGGACUGGCGGCUUCCAGGGUCAGGCGUGCAUCCCAAUCACCAAGGAACUUGACGGCUGGAAGGCGCAUAUCCUCUUUAGUGAAGACGUGGACUCUCUGGACAUCUGGGUGGCAGUGGCUACCAAGAUCUCCCCCAGGGAGUACUUGAUCGAGAACACGCAGUACAAAACUCAGGAGCACAUAGGGGACAGGUUGUGCUUCACGUUCAUAGGGCACGGCCUCGGGGACAUCGUGCCCACAGCCAGCGUGUACGUGGAGGGUAUGGACGAGCCAGUGGGGCUCAACACCACUCACGUGCCGACCGGUCCAACGACGCCCCCGGGUCCCACGCACGCGCUCCAUCCAGUAAGGAAGAACUACACUGACGCUUUGGGGAAAUCGAUUUUAUUUUAUGAAGCUCAGAGAUCAGGAAAACUACCAGCCAAUAACAGGGUGCCGUGGCGUGGUGAUUCCGCCCUGAAUGAUUGUGUGCCCGGUGGCUGGUAUGACGCAGGAGAUCACGUGAAGUUUGGUCUGCCAAUGGCGUCCACCACAACAGUCUUACUGUGGUCCAUUCUCAAGUUCAAGGAUGGCUACGUCCAAUCUGGACAACUAAACAACGCAAUGGACCAGGUCAAAUGGACUUUGGAUUAUUUCCUAAAAGGCUGGAACCCCCAAACAAAGCAGCUUGUCGCCCAAGUGGGAGAUGGCCGGGCGGACCAUUCUUACUGGGGUCGACCAGAGGACAUGACUAUGCCAAGACCCUGUCAGUUUAUCAACGAAACUGUUAACGGAAGUGAUAUUGCUGCUGAGACAGCUGCGGCUCUAGCUGCAGGGUCAAUAGCCUUCAAAGAAAACGGCGAUGCCGCUUACAGCACCCAACUCUUAACAGCAGCUGAGAGUCUUUAUAGUUUUGCUAAAACCCACAGGGGUGUGUUUAAAGGAUCUGCUACUUAUUAUUCAUCACGUGACGAGAAGGACGAACUUUGUAUGGCUACGCUCUGGCUGUACAGGGCCACACACAACACUCAGUACCUCCAUGACGCUUACGACUAUGUGGAAGAUCUAUGGGCCUGGGCUUUAAGCUGGGAUGAUAAAAAGGUUGCCUGCCAACUUAUACUGUACGAAGAGACGCACGAUGACAGGUUCAGCAAGGCAGUAGUUGGAUUUAUGCAGGCCUGGCUGGACGGUAUCAACUACACUCCUUGUGGCUUGGCCUGGAGAGAUAUGUGGGGUGCCAACAGAUAUGCUGCCAACUCAGCAUUUGUCGCUCUUCUGUCUGCUGAAGCUGGCAUCAACCCAUCGCAGUAUCGCAAGUGGGCAGUCGAGCAGAUGAACUACAUCCUGGGGGACAACAAGCACGAUGGAGGCUGCUACAGCUUUCAGAUCGGCUACGGCGACAAGUACCCACUGCAGCCCCACCACAGGGCUGCCUCAUGUCCAGACAGACCCGCCAACUGCAGCUUCGCCCAGCUCAACGCCCCGGGCCCGAGUCCUCACGUUUUGAUUGGCGCCAUAGUCGGGGGCCCCGAAUAUAACGACAACUACCACGAUCUGAGAAGUGAUUACAUCCUGAACGAGGUAGCGACAGACUAUAACUCAGGGUUUCAAGGAGCUUUAGCUGCAAUAGUACAUCUACAGAUGACUAAUAACUUCCCUGUAACCAAUAAUAAAUGUCCUUGUAUGGUAUAAAUCAGUGUUUCUCAAAGUGGUGUAGGAACACCCCCAUGGGUACGGGAAGACUUUGGAGGUGGGGGGUACGGUUGCAACUUAUUAACUAUUCUGAUUUUCUAAAAUACCCAUUUAUUAUGUUCUGUUAAUAAACUAUAGAGUGGUGGGGAGAAGCGAGGGGUACUCAACAUUACAAAAAUUAUAAAAGUGGUACAAAUAGCUCAAAGGUUUGGGAAACACUGGUAUAAAUUAUGACAGAAGAUCUCCAAGAUACUGAUGUACAUAAUUUUUUACAUUAAAUUGGUUUUGACAAAAUUA
Molecule: messenger RNA, 2235 nt
Organism: Biomphalaria glabrata
Lineage: Eukaryota; Metazoa; Mollusca; Gastropoda; Planorbidae
Product: endoglucanase E-4-like
Exons: 8
Coding region: 181-1938 (585 amino acids)
Biological process (GO): carbohydrate metabolic process
Molecular function (GO): polysaccharide binding; hydrolase activity, hydrolyzing O-glycosyl compounds
Source: RefSeq, a predicted model, not a curated record